Symsagittifera roscoffensis is the source of this 3214-nucleotide messenger RNA. RefSeq names its product zinc finger CCCH domain-containing protein 13-like. The record is from RefSeq and is a predicted model, not a curated record. Bases 1 to 3117 code for a protein of 1038 amino acids. The transcript has a single exon. Lineage: Eukaryota; Metazoa; Xenacoelomorpha; Acoela; Convolutidae.
AUGAGUAAGGGAGGGAGUAGAAGCCGAGAUAGAACAGAUAAGAAGAGCGGAUUGCAAAGCAUAAAUGAGCUGAGUAAAAAUCAGAGCAAGCUGCUUUCUAAAAGGGCCGGGUCGAGAGGAACGAGGGGUGGCUCCAGAGGAAGGAGUGCUUCUCCAUCUAAAAAAUCUCGGGCUGAUAGUCGAAUGGGAUCACGAGGACCUUCUAGGGGCGGAAGUAGAUCACCAUCCAAAGGUGGCCGAGGCUCAAGAUCUCCAUCGAGAAGGCCUACAGGAGAAAGGGACAGUAGGGAUCCAAGACGCACAGACAGUCGAGGAGACUUGCGCAGAACAGAUAGUCGAGACUUACGCGAUAGUAGAGACCCUAGGAGUCGUGAUCCAAGAGACAGUCGAGAUCCGAGGGACAGUCGAGAUCCAAGGGACAGUCGAGAUCCAAGGGACAGCCGUGCUCCAAGAGAUAGUCGAGAUCCAAGAGAUAGUCGAGAUCCAAGAGAUAGUCGAGAUCCAAGGGACAGUCGUGCUCCAAGGGACAGUCGAGACCCAAGAGACAGUCGAGAUCCAAGGGACAGCCGAGACCCAAGAGACAGCCGAGAUCCUAGAGAUACUAAAAGUAGGGACAGUCGGGGUACAAAGGAUAGUCGAGAUCGCAGAACGGGUGAUCCAAGAGACAGUCGAGCUCCUCGAGACAGUCGCGAUCCCAGGGAUGAGCAGGAUGCUCGAGAUCCCAGAGACCCUACUAGAGAUAACCGAGAUAGUAAAGAUCCUCGGCGAACUGAUAGUCGGGGUGAGAUGCGCAGAACAGACAGCCGGGGAUCAAAACGUGACAAGUAUUCACGAGGUAAAGACAGUCGCGGAGAGCGUCGGUCAAGGCCACGUUCUCCUUCUAAGUAUGGUACUAGGGAUUCUAGAGGUCGAGAUGACAGGGAUAGCAGGGGAAGUCGACGUGAUAGAAUGGAUAGACCAAGUGGAAGUCGGGGAGACUCCGCGCGAGAUCAUGACAGAAGCUUCGCUACAGACAAAGAUGGUCCAAGUUUGGAAGGUGAAAACGAUUCGCGUAAAGGAAGCCGACGUGGUAUCGGGUCUCGGGCAAGGUCCGGAGAUGACCGACGUGAUCGAGAUUCUCGCGGAGACAAAUACGGUUCACAAAAAGAUAAAAAAUCUCGCGAUAACCGAGAUGACCCUUAUGGAGAUCGCGGUUCCAGGAAACAGACAGGAACACGUUCAUCGCACCCUAGUGGGCUUCCUCAAGAAGGCUCCGGACAGAAAGACGGUUCACGGCAUCCAGAUGAACGAGGAUCCCAAGGGUCCAGAAAGAGAACUGGAUCAGCAUCGCAGCGUCCAAGUGAUGGAAGGUCAGGUUCCAAACACGAAGGCUCGCGGUCACAAGGAAGCAAAGAAAAACGAUCUGGUGAUUACGGAUCGCAAGACUCACGACGCCAUGAUGGCUCAAAAGGUACGCGACGAUCUCAAGAAGCUAGAGGAAGUCAAAAUAGACCAGACGAUGAACGUGACUCCCGGGGGUCUAGGGGCAAGUCUGGGUCAAAAGGUAGCGGCCGAGAAGGAUCUAGUACGCAGAGAGGGAGCCAAGAUAAUCGUGGAUCAACAGCAGCCCGUGCGAGCGGUGAAUCACAAGCCAGGGAUUCUAAAGCAAGAGGAAGUAAAGAUGCGUCGGGCGAAGAUAUGGAUUCGAGAGGUUCGCGAAAGAAAAGUGGUUCUAAAUCACAAAGAGAAGGAAGCCAAAGUGAAGUCCGUUCUAGUGGGAAACAAUCGGAGUCCAGAAAAGCUUCUGGGUCCAAAGAUCCAGAGGGCAGUCAAACGCGCCCUUCAAAGGACCUUCUUUUACGACCAUCGGGCGGUGGCACGGAAAGCGCGUCUCAAAAACCUUCAGCCGAGAGACAGUCCGGUAAGAAAAGUUCAACAAGUUCUUCAAAUUCAGACAAAGCUCAGGGUUCGACAGUUGCCCAUUUAAGAGAAGCAACCGAUGCAUUUCUGAGAUCAUUUAAUAUAAAAGGAGAAAACGAAGGCAAAUCAUCUUCAGCAGUUAAAGAAAGCAAAACCAGUAGUGUAGCUGAGGAAGAAGCAUCUCAGCGAAGCUCAGAUAAUAGGAAGUCGGGUUCCAAGGCUAAGCAAUCUGGUUCUACUGCUUUAGGGGGAAGCUCAGAUCAAAAAAGAUCUUCGGGUUCGGCUCAGAAAAGAUCAUCAGGAAUUUCAGAGCAUGAAGAAGAGGCGGGAGAGGAAUCGUCCCAAGGUAGCAACAAAAAAGUUAGACAGUCUGAACCACAAGGCAAUUCUCGGGUAAGAGAAUCAGAAGCGCGAGAAAUGUCUGGAUCGCGAGAAAAUUCUGGAUCAAGAGAGAAAUCAGCGUCGAGAGAUAAUCCAGACUCGAGGGCAAAGUCGGCAUCACAGGAGAAGUCUGGAUCAAGAGAUAAGUCGGCAUCGAGAGAUAAUCCAGAAUCGAGGGAUAAGUCUGUGUCAAGGGGAAACUCUGGCUCUAGGGAUAAUUCCGGGUCACAGGAAAGACCUGAGACGCAGAGAGAGUCAGGAACACAAAAGCCAUCCGCCGAGUCCAGGGAUGAAAGCAAGAAAAGGUCUGGCGGAGAAUCUGGUGCUGCCGAGUCAGCGGUAGGGCUUUCUGGAAGUGGUGGAAGUAUAGACGACAAAUCGGAAGGAGAUGGAUCCGUCUACACUUACGUAACCGUUGCAGAUGAUGACAUAGAGGAAAACGAACCUCCAGAAAAGUCAGGGGACCCAAGCGUUAAUCGAAACAGUGAUGGUACUAAACAGGAGCCAGAUUCCAAAAUUUCCGGCAGUCAGGGUCAACCAAAACCCAGUGGCGCUGAAAAAAGUGGCGAAGGAAGUGGUCAAAUCAACAGAUCGGGAGACGAUUCAAAGAAGAGCGGAACAAAAGACGCAAGUCGAGAGCCUUCGAAUUCUGCAGCUAAUAAUGACAGCAAACCCUCAGGAGAGCAAAAGAAAUCGGGCGCAGAUAACAAAUCGGGCGCAGAUAACGAAUCCGAUUACACGUAUGAAACUGUAACUAUGACUUCGUCAGAGGUUAAACGAAUGACUUCGUCAGAGCUUAAACGACAAACCGAACAAGCUUCCAAAAAUAAAAGCUGAGGUAGUUCGGCACAACGAAGCAGGCAAUGAACAUACUCUCAAGAAAAAAUAACUAACUAGGGCAAAAAUGAAACUCCUUUUCCAGCAACUAAGCUGA